AUGUCCAAUAUGGAGAAUGAAGAGCAAAUGGAGGAAUCCUCGUCUGAAAGCGAAGAUGAUGAAAUGGAAGAAGGCGACCAACCCGAAGAAGAUUCACGACCUAAGACCUAUCUUCCCGACCAGCCAUUACAAGAAGAUGAGCAUUUAAUUUGUGAUCAAUCAGCCUAUGUUAUGUUGCACCAAGCACAAACUGGUGCUCCGUGCCUUAGUUUUGAUAUAAUAACCGACAACCUAGGCAAUGAUCGCCAAGAAUUUCCCAUGACGGCUUACUUGGUUGCCGGUACACAAGCAUCGAGCGCCCACUUAAAUAAUGUUUUAGUUGUAAAAAUGUCUAAUUUACACACCACCUCAAAACCAGAGGAUGAAGAAGAAUCCGACGAAGAUGAUGAUGACGACGAAGAAGAAGAUGAAGAAAAGAAACCACAAAUGACUUUUGCAUUCAUCAAACACCAGGGCUGUGUGAAUAGAAUAAGAACCACAAACUACAAAAACUCAGUUUUGGCAGCAACUUGGUCUGAAUUGGGAAGGGUGGAUGUGUGGAAUAUAACACAGCAAUUACAAGCAGUUGAUGAACCAACAUUACUUGAGAGAUACAAUCUGGAUACUGUGUCUAAUCCAGUGAAACCAUUAUAUUCAUUCAAUGGUCACCAACAAGAAGGGUUUGGCAUGGACUGGUGUCCUACUGAGCCAGGAGUGUUAGCGACAGGUGAUUGCAGAAGAGACAUACAUAUAUGGAAGCCAAAUGAAGCUGGUACUUGGACAGUGGACCAAAGACCAUUAGUCGGACAUACAAGUUCUGUAGAAGAUAUCCAAUGGUCACCAAACGAAAAAAAUGUCCUGGCUACUUGUUCAGUUGAUAGAACUAUCAGAAUAUGGGAUACAAGAGCACCACCACACAAAGCGUGUAUGCUGACAGCUGAAAAUGCUCAUGAGAGAGAUAUUAAUGUUAUAUCUUGGAAUAGAAAAGAACCAUUUAUAGCAAGUGGUGGCGAUGAUGGUUUUCUUCAUAUAUGGGAUCUCCGUCAAUUCACUCGCAGUACACCUGUUGGUACUUUCAAACAUCAUACUGCGCCAAUUACUUCAGUUGAAUGGCACUGGACGGAGCCCAGUGUGCUUGCCUCAGCAGGAGAAGAUAACCAAGUUGCCCUGUGGGACCUUGCUGUUGAAAGAGAUGAUGAAGAAGUAGUGGAAGAAGAACUAAAGAAUUUACCACCACAAUUGCUGUUUAUUCAUCAAGGACAAACAGAUAUUAAAGAACUUCAUUGGCACAAGCAAAUUCCUGGUGUCAUAGUGACAACUGCACAUACAGGAUUCAAUAUAUUUAAAACAAUAAGUGUAUAA
Molecule: messenger RNA, 1341 nt
Organism: Danaus chrysippus (African queen)
Lineage: Eukaryota; Metazoa; Arthropoda; Insecta; Lepidoptera; Nymphalidae
Source: the annotation of a GenBank genome assembly